AUUUUAGUUUGUUUGCCAAAUAUUAAAAAUUUGAAAUUAAAUUUCAACCCUAUGGAUAUAAAUUUACCACCGGGAGUCGAUCCCGAUAUUGAUAUUCAAGAGGUUGAUCCAAUAAAUCAAAAACGUUCAUUAGCGUUUAUAAACCAUUUUAUUUUAAGAACAAUUACAUUUUUAAAUACAUUCGCAAGUACCUGUGAAUCAAGAUUUACAGAUUUUGAAAUAAAAUUACGAAAAAUUGAAGCUAGUGUUUGUAUAUUAGAAUCUAAACUUUCUUCAAUUCCAGAACUAAAUGAUACUCCUGUAGUUACUAGUCAACCAGAGGAAAUAAAUACUAAAAAAGAUGUUUUAGAACAACAUCCUGAAGAUGAAACACCUAAAUCUGUAGUUGAUGGUAAUGUAUCAAAUGUUUCGGAAAAUAUUAAAACUGAUGAUAAUGAAAAACCAGUAGAAAAUGGAAUACGUAUCAAAGACGAUCCUACAUACUCCAAGUAUUUUAAAAUGCUUCAUUUUGGUGUACAAGAAGAGGCUGUGCGUUUAAAAAUGCAAGCCGAAGGUUUAGACCCGAAUAUAUUAAAUGAACCAAAUAAAAUUGUUCCUCGAGUGGAAGUGAAUACCAACAGUAUAGAAGACGACUCAGAUUCAGGAGCUAGUUCUGAUUAAUUUAUGAUUA
Molecule: messenger RNA, 670 nt
Organism: Chrysoperla carnea
Lineage: Eukaryota; Metazoa; Arthropoda; Insecta; Neuroptera; Chrysopidae
Gene: CCDC53
Product: WASH complex subunit 3
Exons: 4
Coding region: 52-660 (202 amino acids)
Biological process (GO): exocytosis; actin filament polymerization
Cellular component (GO): WASH complex
Source: RefSeq, a predicted model, not a curated record